Molecule: messenger RNA, 1563 nt
Organism: Pipistrellus nathusii (Nathusius's pipistrelle)
Lineage: Eukaryota; Metazoa; Chordata; Mammalia; Chiroptera; Vespertilionidae
Source: the annotation of a GenBank genome assembly
AUGCAGUCCGAGUCGGGCAUCGUGCCGGAUUUCGAAGUUGGGGAGGAGUUUCAUGAAGAACCCAAAACCUAUUACGAACUCAAAAGUCAGCCGCUGAAGAGCAGCAGUUCCGAGGAGCAUCCUGGGGCCUCCAAGCCUCCGCUAAGCUCCUCCAGCAUGACAUCACGCAUCUUGCUACGCCAGCAGCUCAUGCGUGAGCAGAUGCAGGAGCAGGAGCGCAGGGAGCAGCAGCAGAGGCUGCAGGCGGCCCAGUUCAUGCAGCAGCGAGUACCUGCGAGCCCGACGCCGGCCAUCAACGUCAGCGUGCCCACUACCCUUCCCUCUGCCGCCCAGGUGCCCAUGGAAGUCCUUAAGGUGCAGACCCACCUGGAAAACCCCACCAAGUACCACAUACAGCAAGCCCAAAGGCAGCAGGUAAAGCAGUACCUUUCUACCACUUUAGCAAAUAAACAUGCCAACCAAGUCCUGAGCUUGCCAUGUCCAAACCAGCCUGGCGAUCAUGUCAUGCCACCAGUGCCGGGGAGCAGCGCACCCAACAGCCCCAUGGCUAUGCUCACACUUAACUCCAACUGUGAAAAAGAGGGAUUUUAUAAGUUUGAAGAACAAAACAGGGCGGAGAGUGAAUGCCCAACAAUGAACACACACUCCCGAGCAUCCUGCAUGCAGAUGGAUGAUGUUAUCGAUGACAUCAUUAGCCUAGAGUCAAGUUACAAUGAAGAAAUCCUGAGCUUGAUGGAUCCUGCCUUGCAAAUGGCAAACACGUUACCCGUGUCCGGAAACCUGAUUGACCUCUAUGGCAAUCAAGGACUGCCCCCCCCUGGCCUCACCGUCAGCAACUCCUGUCCAGCCAACCUUCCCAACAUCAAAAGGGAGCUCACAGAGUCGGAAGCGAGAGCCUUGGCUAAAGAGAGACAGAAAAAGGACAAUCACAACCUGAUUGAACGAAGAAGAAGAUUUAACAUAAAUGACCGCAUUAAAGAACUAGGUACUUUGAUUCCCAAGUCCAAUGAUCCGGACAUGCGCUGGAACAAGGGCACCAUUUUAAAGGCGUCUGUGGACUACAUCCGGAAGCUGCAGCGGGAGCAGCAGCGGGCGAAGGAGCUGGAGACACGGCAGAAGAAGCUGGAGCACGCCAACCGGCACCUGCUGCUCCGCAUCCAGGAACUUGAGAUGCAGGCCCGAGCACACGGCCUUUCCCUUCUUCCGUCCUCGGGCCUCUGCUCCGCGGACCUGGUGAACCGCAUCAUCAAGCAGGAGCCCGCGCUGGAGAACUGCAGCCAGGACCUCCCGCCACGCCACGCGGACCUCUCCUGCACCAGCACCCUCGACCUCACCGACGGCACCAUCAGCUUCAGCAGCAGCCUGGGCGCCGGCGCCGAGAGCAGCCAGGCCUACGGUGUCCCCACAAAAAUGGGCUCUAAACUGGAAGACAUCCUGAUGGACGACACUCUUUCUCCUGUUGGCGUAACGGAUCCACUUCUUUCGUCCGUGUCCCCGGGAGCUUCCAAAACCAGCAGCCGGCGGAGCAGCGUGAGCAUGGAGGAGCCCGAGCACGCGUGUUAG